Messenger RNA from Acipenser ruthenus (sterlet), 1410 nucleotides. RefSeq names its product fibroblast growth factor 10. The coding region runs from base 660 to 1307 and encodes 215 amino acids. Gene Ontology annotation, cellular component: cytoplasm. The transcript is spliced from 3 exons. Gene Ontology annotation, molecular function: fibroblast growth factor receptor binding; growth factor activity. Gene Ontology annotation, biological process: fibroblast growth factor receptor signaling pathway; positive regulation of gene expression; regulation of cell migration. Lineage: Eukaryota; Metazoa; Chordata; Actinopteri; Acipenseriformes; Acipenseridae. The record is from RefSeq and is a predicted model, not a curated record.
GUCACCCAGGCAAGGACCUACCCUCAAGCAAACACACGCUCUCACUCACACUGACUCACACACCGUCCAGGCAGGCAGGCAAGCAGACAGCUCCAUCUCGCUGCGGACUCUCCCUCUCCCUCUCUCUCUCUCUCUCUUUCUCUCACUGUUGCAGCGUAAGAACAACUCCAGGAAAAGAGAGGCAGACAGGUUUGCAAGGUGCGAAGAGGGCAGGAAAGGAUUUGAUCUGAAAGUGUGGUGUAAAGAAGGAGCAGAAGAAGAGGAAGACAAAGGAGGAGGAUAAAUAAAAAAGGAUCAAUAAAAAAAAAAAAUUAAAAUGGAAUUACAAUACACUUCAAUUGAUUUUCAAGACAAAAUUUGAAUUUCCAGAGCUUUUUUUUAUUUGAAUCUUUCCAAACGCCUCCUAUAUAAUAUACAGUAUUUAUUACUUACAAACACACAUUUGGGGAUAGAGAGUAAGGAAGGAAGCAAUUUGCAAGGGAACAAUUUUUAUUUUUUGGAGCUUCUUUCCAAUGGCUUUCUAGGGUGAUGGGUGCUCAGUUCUCAUUUGUAAGUAUAGUGGGAAACCGUCUCCAGUCCGUUCCCCUCAUUCCCAGCUGUCCCAGUUUCAGUCCCAGUAUGCCCUGCUCGCGUGUGGGCGCUGUCUCUGCAGUUUGACCAUGUGGAAAUGGAUGCCACCCACCGCCGGACCUCUUCCUGCUGCUGCUUCCGCCUCUACUUCCCCUGCCAGCCCCCGUGCCUCUUCCCUGUGCCUGGCGUGCUGCGCCCUCCUCCUGGCCACCAGCUCUGCCCUGGGGGGGUGCCCUGGUGGGACUGUUCCCAGCCCUGAGCCCACGAGGGUGCAGGAGGGGGCCAACUGCUCCUGGAGCCUGGACCGGCACGCCCGCAGCUACAACCACUUGGAGGGAGACGUGAGGUGGCGUCGGCUCUACUCCGCCACCAAGUUCUUCCUGCGCAUGGACAAGACGGGCAAGGUGGACGGCACGCGCAGGAAAAACUGCAUCAACAGUGUAAUGGAAAUCCGAUCCGUGAGCGUGGGAGUGGUGGCCAUCAAAUCUGUCAACACCGGGCUGUACUUAGCCAUGAGCAAGAAAGGAAAGCUCUUUGGAUCGGAAGAGUACAAUCACAACUGCAAGUUCAAGGAGCGAAUCGAGGAAAACGGCUACAACACGUACGCGUCGUUGCGCUGGAAGCAAAAGGGACGGCAGAUGUUUGUCUCGUUGAACGGCAGGGGGACCCCACGGCGAGGACACAAGACAAGAAGGAAACACCUCUCUGCACACUUCCUGCCCAUGCUGGUCUCCUAGCAACCAUUAUUAUUAUUAUUAUUAUUAUUAUUAUUAUUAUUAUUAUUAUUAUUAUUAUAAUUUUACAAUUUUACUUCCCUGCGUGUACAUUUUAUUUUGUUUC